GCUGACAAACACAAUAAGGAACUACGUUUCAGGAACAGAUUGGUAAAAAGAUGGAUGCAUUCAGUCAGUCCAUGGCAGAAAGAGGAAAAGACCAGCUCACCUCAAGUUCACAAAAUAUUGGAAAACAUUUACCUGCUGAUGAGCAGCGUGAAUUUAAAAACAUUGAUAAAAAACGCAUUAAAGAAGCUACUGCUGGUAAAACAAUAGGGAAAAGUGUACAUGAAAUUGAAAUACAGAACAAAAACAGCAUUGCCGGUGUAUUUCUGCAAUCCACAAAGGAGUCCAUGAGCAUAUGCGAAGCAAAAUCAAAAGGGCUCCUGACUCCUGGAACUUCUCUGUUGCUGCUGGAGGCACAGGCUGCCACUGGGUUUAUGAUCGACCCAGUAAAGAACAAGAAGCUGACUGUGGAAGACGCAGUGGCUACAGGUGUAGUUGAUGUGGACCUGAAGCGCAAACUGCUAUCAGCAGAAAGGGCAGUCACAGGGUACACUGACCCCUACACAGGAAACAUUAUCUCCUUGUUCCAAGGCUUAAAAAAGGACCUAAUUGUAAAGGAUCAUGGAAUUCGCCUUCUAGAAGCACAGAUUGCCACAGGAGGCAUCAUUGAUCCAGUACAAAACAUUCGAGUGCCUGUGGAAGAAGCCUACCAGAAAGGAUACUUUGAUGAAGAAAUGAACAAGAUUCUUUCAAAUCCUGCAGAUAGCACCAGGGGCUUUUUUGACCCCAACACUCAGGAGAACUUAAAUUACCUCCAACUUGUGAAGAGAUGUAUGACAGACCCUAAAACUGGCCUUAGCUUGCUGGUUAUUGCCCAAAAAGGAGGGGACAACUUCUUUGUAGAUGAAGAAACAAAAAGUCUUCUGAAGUCCACUAUCACAACUAAAGCAGGAGGAAAAUUUAAAGGUAAGAGGACAUCUCUUUGGGAACUCCUCUAUUCCCAGUACAUCACUGAAGAAAAACGGAAAGAGCUAAUACGGCAGUAUAUCUCCGGGGAAAUCACAAUUGAGCGCCUUAUGGAGAUCAUACUUACAAUAAUAGAGCAGAAGACUUCAUCUACAACUACGGAAAUUACACAAAGAAAAGACAAGGAAAACUUCCAUGGCAUCAGGAAAGAUGUGACUGCUGAUGAAUUGCUUGAAUCUAAAAUCAUUGAUAAGAAACUGUAUGAUGAUCUCAGUGCAGGAAAAGUUACAAUCAAAAGCGUAAGUGAAAUGGACUCUGUUCAUAAGUACCUACAGGGAACAAACAGCAUUGCAGGUAUAUUCUUGCAGUCCACAAAGCAGGUCAUGAGCAUCUGUGAAGCAAAAUCUAAAGGGAUACUGACUCCUGGAACUUCUCUGGUAUUGCUGGAAGCGCAGGCUGCCACUGGUUUCAUCAUUGACCCAUUAAAAAACAGGAAGCUGUCUGUGGAAGAGGCAGUGGCCACCCGGGUUGUCGAUGCGGAGCUGAAGAAAAAACUGCUGUCAGCAGAAAGGGCAGUCACAGGGUACACUGACCCCUAUACAGGUAACAUCAUCUCCUUGUUCCAAGCCUUAAAAAAGGAACUGAUUGUAAAGGAUCAUGGAAUUCGCCUUCUAGAAGCACAGAUUGCCACAGGGGGCAUCAUUGACCCGGUACACAGCCAUCGAGUGCCUGUGGAAGUAGCCUACCAGCGAGGAUACUUUGAUGAGGAAAUGAACAAGAUUCUCUCAGAUCCUGAUGAUGACACCAAGGGCUUUUUUGACCCCAACACUAAGGAGAACCUAACUUACCUGCAACUUGUGGAGAGAAGUGUGACUGACCCUAAAACUGGCCUUAGCUUGCUGGUUAUUGCCCAAAAAGGAGGGGACUACUUCUUUGUAGAUGAGAAAACAAAAAGUGUCCUAAAAUCCACUACCACAACUAAAGCAGGAGGAAAAUUUGAAGGUCAGAGGACAUCUCUUUGGGAACUCCUCUAUUCCCAGUACAUCACUGAAGAAAAACGGAAAGAGCUAAUACGGCAGUAUACCUCUGGGGAAAUCACAAUUGAGCGCCUUAUGGAGAUCAUACUUACAAUAAUAGAGCAGAAGACUUCAUCUACAACUACGGAAAUUACACAAAGAAAAGACAAGGAAAACUUCCAUGGCAUCAGGAAAGAUGUGACUGCUGAUGAAUUGCUUGAAUCUAAAAUCAUUGAUAAGAAACUGUAUGAUGAUCUCAGUGCAGGAAAAGUUACAAUCAAAAGCGUAAGUGAAAUGGACUCUGUUCAUAAGUACCUACAGGGAACAAACAGCAUUGCAGGUGUAUUCUUGCAGUCCACAAAGCAGGUCAUGAGCAUCUGUGAAGCAAAAUCUAAAGGGAUACUGACUCCUGGAACUUCUCUGGUAUUGUUGGAAGCGCAGGCUGCCACUGGUUUCAUCAUUGACCCAUUAAAAAACAGGAAGCUGUCUGUGGAAGAGGCAGUGGCCACCCGGGUUGUCGAUGCGGAGCUGAAGAAAAAACUGCUGUCAGCAGAAAGGGCAGUCACAGGGUACACUGACCCCUAUACAGGUAACAUCAUCUCCUUGUUCCAAGCCUUAAAAAAGGAACUGAUUGUAAAGGAUCAUGGAAUUCGCCUUCUAGAAGCACAGAUUGCCACAGGGGGCAUCAUUGACCCGGUACACAGCCAUCGAGUGCCUGUGGAAGUAGCCUACCAGCGAGGAUACUUUGAUGAGGAAAUGAACAAGAUUCUCUCAGAUCCUGAUGAUGACACCAAGGGCUUUUUUGACCCCAACACUAAGGAGAACCUAACUUACCUGCAACUUGUGGAGAGAAGUGUGACUGACCCUAAAACUGGCCUUAGCUUGCUGGUUAUUGCCCAAAAAGGAGGGGACUACUUCUUUGUAGAUGAGAAAACAAAAGGUGUCCUAAAAUCCACUACCACAACUAAAGCAGGAGGAAAAUUUGAAGGUCAGAGGACAUCUCUUUGGGAACUCCUCUAUUCCCAGUACAUCACUGAAGAAAAACGGAAAGAGCUAAUACGGCAGUAUACCUCUGGGGAAAUCACAAUUGAGCGCCUUAUGGAGAUCAUACUUACAAUAAUAGAGCAGAAGACUUCAUCUACAACUACGGAAAUUACACAAAGAAAAGACAAGGAAAACUUCCAUGGCAUCAGGAAAGAUGUGACUGCUGAUGAAUUGCUUGAAUCUAAAAUCAUUGAUAAGAAACUGUAUGAUGAUCUCAGUGCAGGAAAAGUUACAAUCAAAAGCGUAAGUGAAAUGGACUCUGUUCAUAAGUACCUACAGGGAACAAACAGCAUUGCAGGUGUAUUCUUGCAGUCCACAAAGCAGGUCAUGAGCAUCUGUGAAGCAAAAUCUAAAGGGAUACUGACUCCUGGAACUUCUCUGGUAUUGCUGGAAGCGCAGGCUGCCACUGGUUUCAUCAUUGACCCAUUAAAAAACAGGAAGCUGUCUGUGGAAGAGGCAGUGGCCACCCGGGUUGUCGAUGCGGAGCUGAAGAAAAAACUGCUGUCAGCAGAAAGGGCAGUCACAGGGUACACUGACCCCUAUACAGGUAACAUCAUCUCCUUGUUCCAAGCCUUAAAAAAGGAACUGAUUGUAAAGGAUCAUGGAAUUCGCCUUCUAGAAGCACAGAUUGCCACAGGGGGCAUCAUUGACCCGGUACACAGCCAUCGAGUGCCUGUGGAAGUAGCCUACCAGCGAGGAUACUUUGAUGAGGAAAUGAACAAGAUUCUCUCAGAUCCUGAUGAUGACACCAAGGGCUUUUUUGACCCCAACACUAAGGAGAACCUAACUUACCUGCAACUUGUGGAGAGAAGUGUGACUGACCCUAAAACUGGCCUUAGCUUGCUGGUUAUUGCCCAAAAGGGAGGGGACUACUUCUUUGUAGAUGAGAAAACAAAAAGUGUCCUAAAAUCCACUACCACAACUAAAGCAGGAGGAAAAUUUGAAGGUCAGAGGACAUCUCUUUGGGAACUCCUCUAUUCCCAGUACAUCACUGAAGAAAAACGGAAAGAGCUAAUACGGCAGUAUACCUCUGGGGAAAUCACAAUUGAGCGCCUUAUGGAGAUCAUACUUACAAUAAUAGAGCAGAAGACUUCAUCUACAACUAUGGAAAUUACACAAAGAAAAGACAAGGAAAACUUCCAUGGCAUCAGGAAAGAUGUGACUGCUGAUGAAUUGCUUGAAUCUAAAAUCAUUGAUAAGAAACUGUAUGAUGAUCUCAGUGCAGGAAAAGUUACAAUCAAAAGCGUAAGUGAAAUGGACUCUGUUCAUAAGUACCUACAGGGAACAAACAGCAUUGCAGGUGUAUUCUUGCAGUCCACAAAGCAGGUCAUGAGCAUCUGUGAAGCAAAAUCUAAAGGGAUACUGACUCCUGGAACUUCUCUGGUAUUGCUGGAAGCGCAGGCUGCCACUGGUUUCAUCAUUGACCCAUUAAAAAACAGGAAGCUGUCUGUGGAAGAGGCAGUGGCCACCCGGGUUGUCGAUGCGGAGCUGAAGAAAAAACUGCUGUCAGCAGAAAGGGCAGUCACAGGGUACACUGACCCCUAUACAGGUAACAUCAUCUCCUUGUUCCAAGCCUUAAAAAAGGAACUGAUUGUAAAGGAUCAUGGAAUUCGCCUUCUAGAAGCACAGAUUGCCACAGGGGGCAUCAUUGACCCGGUACACAGCCAUCGAGUGCCUGUGGAAGUAGCCUACCAGCGAGGAUACUUUGAUGAGGAAAUGAACAAGAUUCUCUCAGAUCCUGAUGAUGACACCAAGGGCUUUUUUGACCCCAACACUAAGGAGAACCUAACUUACCUGCAACUUGUGGAGAGAAGUGUGACUGACCCUAAAACUGGCCUUAGCUUGCUGGUUAUUGCCCAAAAAGGAGGGGACUACUUCUUUGUAGAUGAGAAAACAAAAAGUGUCCUAAAAUCCACUACCACAACUAAAGCAGGAGGGAAAUUUGAAUGUCAGAGGACAUCUCUUUGGGAACUCCUCUAUUCCCAGUACAUCACUGAAGAAAAACGGAAAGAGCUAAUACGGCAGUAUACCUCUGGGGAAAUCACAAUUGAGCGCCUUAUGGAGAUCAUACUUACAAUAAUAGAGCAGAAGACUUCAUCUACAACUACGGAAAUUACACAAAGAAAAGACAAGGAAAACUUCCAUGGCAUCAGGAAAGAUGUGACUGCUGAUGAAUUGCUUGAAUCUAAAAUCAUUGAUAAGAAACUGUAUGAUGAUCUCAGUGCAGGAAAAGUUACAAUCAAAAGCGUAAGUGAAAUGGACUCUGUUCAUAAGUACCUACAGGGAACAAACAGCAUUGCAGGUGUAUUCUUGCAGUCCACAAAGCAGGUCAUGAGCAUCUGUGAAGCAAAAUCUAAAGGGAUACUGACUCCUGGAACUUCUCUGGUAUUGCUGGAAGCGCAGGCUGCCACUGGUUUCAUCAUUGACCCAUUAAAAAACAGGAAGCUGUCUGUGGAAGAGGCAGUGGCCACCCGGGUUGUCGAUGCGGAGCUGAAGAAAAAACUGCUGUCAGCAGAAAGGGCAGUCACAGGGUACACUGACCCCUAUACAGGUAACAUCAUCUCCUUGUUCCAAGCCUUAAAAAAGGAACUGAUUGUAAAGGAUCAUGGAAUUCGCCUUCUAGAAGCACAGAUUGCCACAGGGGGCAUCAUUGACCCGGUACACAGCCAUCGAGUGCCUGUGGAAGUAGCCUACCAGCGAGGAUACUUUGAUGAGGAAAUGAACAAGAUUCUCUCAGAUCCUGAUGAUGACACCAAGGGCUUUUUUGACCCCAACACUAAGGAGAACCUAACUUACCUGCAACUUAUGGAGAGAAGUGUGACUGACCCUAAAACUGGCCUUAGCUUGCUGGUUAUUGCCCAAAAGGGAGGGGACUACUUCUUUGUAGAUGAGAAAACAAAAAGUGUCCUAAAAUCCACUACCACAACUAAAGCAGGAGGGAAAUUUGAAGGUCAGAGGACAUCUCUUUGGGAACUCCUCUAUUCCCAGUACAUCACUGAAGAAAAACGGAAAGAGCUAAUACGGCAGUAUACCUCUGGGGAAAUCACAAUUGAGCGCCUUAUGGAGAUCAUACUUACAAUAAUAGAGCAGAAGACUUCAUCUACAACUACGGAAAUUACACAAAGAAAAGACAAGGAAAACUUCCAUGGCAUCAGGAAAGAUGUGACUGCUGAUGAAUUGCUUGAAUCUAAAAUCAUUGAUAAGAAACUGUAUGAUGAUCUCAGUGCAGGAAAAGUUACAAUCAAAAGCGUAAGUGAAAUGGACUCUGUUCAUAAGUACCUACAGGGAACAAACAGCAUUGCAGGUGUAUUCUUGCAGUCCACAAAGCAGGUCAUGAGCAUCUGUGAAGCAAAAUCUAAAGGGAUACUGACUCCUGGAACUUCUCUGGUAUUGCUGGAAGCGCAGGCUGCCACUGGUUUCAUCAUUGACCCAUUAAAAAACAGGAAGCUGUCUGUGGAAGAGGCAGUGGCCACCCGGGUUGUCGAUGCGGAGCUGAAGAAAAAACUGCUGUCAGCAGAAAGGGCAGUCACAGGGUACACUGACCCCUAUACAGGUAACAUCAUCUCCUUGUUCCAAGCCUUAAAAAAGGAACUGAUUGUAAAGGAUCAUGGAAUUCGCCUUCUAGAAGCACAGAUUGCCACAGGGGGCAUCAUUGACCCGGUACACAGCCAUCGAGUGCCUGUGGAAGUAGCCUACCAGCGAGGAUACUUUGAUGAGGAAAUGAACAAGAUUCUCUCAGAUCCUGAUGAUGACACCAAGGGCUUUUUUGACCCCAACACUAAGGAGAACCUAACUUACCUGCAACUUGUGGAGAGAAGUGUGACUGACCCUAAAACUGGCCUUAGCUUGCUGGUUAUUGCCCAAAAAGGAGGGGACUACUUCUUUGUAGAUGAGAAAACAAAAAGUGUCCUAAAAUCCACUACCACAACUAAAGCAGGAGGGAAAUUUGAAGGUCAGAGGACAUCUCUUUGGGAACUCCUCUAUUCCCAGUACAUCACUGAAGAAAAACGGAAAGAGCUAAUACGGCAGUAUACCUCUGGGGAAAUCACAAUUGAGCGCCUUAUGGAGAUCAUACUUACAAUAAUAGAGCAGAAGACUUCAUCUACAACUACGGAAAUUACACAAAGAAAAGACAAGGAAAACUUCCAUGGCAUCAGGAAAGAUGUGACUGCUGAUGAAUUGCUUGAAUCUAAAAUCAUUGAUAAGAAACUGUAUGAUGAUCUCAGUGCAGGAAAAGUUACAAUCAAAAGCGUAAGUGAAAUGGACUCUGUUCAUAAGUACCUACAGGGAACAAACAGCAUUGCAGGUGUAUUCUUGCAGUCCACAAAGCAGGUCAUGAGCAUCUGUGAAGCAAAAUCUAAAGGGAUACUGACUCCUGGAACUUCUCUGGUAUUGCUGGAAGCGCAGGCUGCCACUGGUUUCAUCAUUGACCCAUUAAAAAACAGGAAGCUGUCUGUGGAAGAGGCAGUGGCCACCCGGGUUGUCGAUGCGGAGCUGAAGAAAAAACUGCUGUCAGCAGAAAGGGCAGUCACAGGGUACACUGACCCCUAUACAGGUAACAUCAUCUCCUUGUUCCAAGCCUUAAAAAAGGAACUGAUUGUAAAGGAUCAUGGAAUUCGCCUUCUAGAAGCACAGAUUGCCACAGGGGGCAUCAUUGACCCGGUACACAGCCAUCGAGUGCCUGUGGAAGUAGCCUACCAGCGAGGAUACUUUGAUGAGGAAAUGAACAAGAUUCUCUCAGAUCCUGAUGAUGACACCAAGGGCUUUUUUGACCCCAACACUAAGGAGAACCUAACUUACCUGCAACUUGUGGAGAGAAGUGUGACUGACCCUAAAACUGGCCUUAGCUUGCUGGUUAUUGCCCAAAAAGGAGGGGACUACUUCUUUGUAGAUGAGAAAACAAAAAGUGUCCUAAAAUCCACUACCACAACUAAAGCAGGAGGGAAAUUUGAAGGUCAGAGGACAUCUCUUUGGGAACUCCUCUAUUCCCAGUACAUCACUGAAGAAAAACGGAAAGAGCUAAUACGGCAGUAUACCUCUGGGGAAAUCACAAUUGAGCGCCUUAUGGAGAUCAUACUUACAAUAAUAGAGCAGAAGACUUCAUCUACAACUACGGAAAUUACACAAAGAAAAGACAAGGAAAACUUCCAUGGCAUCAGGAAAGAUGUGACUGCUGAUGAAUUGCUUGAAUCUAAAAUCAUUGAUAAGAAACUGUAUGAUGAUCUCAGUGCAGGAAAAGUUACAAUCAAAAGCGUAAGUGAAAUGGACUCUGUUCAUAAGUACCUACAGGGAACAAACAGCAUUGCAGGUGUAUUCUUGCAGUCCACAAAGCAGGUCAUGAGCAUCUGUGAAGCAAAAUCUAAAGGGAUACUGACUCCUGGAACUUCUCUGGUAUUGCUGGAAGCGCAGGCUGCCACUGGUUUCAUCAUUGACCCAUUAAAAAACAGGAAGCUGUCUGUGGAAGAGGCAGUGGCCACCCGGGUUGUCGAUGCGGAGCUGAAGAAAAAACUGCUGUCAGCAGAAAGGGCAGUCACAGGGUACACUGACCCCUAUACAGGUAACAUCAUCUCCUUGUUCCAAGCCUUAAAAAAGGAACUGAUUGUAAAGGAUCAUGGAAUUCGCCUUCUAGAAGCACAGAUUGCCACAGGGGGCAUCAUUGACCCGGUACACAGCCAUCGAGUGCCUGUGGAAGUAGCCUACCAGCGAGGAUACUUUGAUGAGGAAAUGAACAAGAUUCUCUCAGAUCCUGAUGAUGACACCAAGGGCUUUUUUGACCCCAACACUAAGGAGAACCUAACUUACCUGCAACUUGUGGAGAGAAGUGUGACUGACCCUAAAACUGGCCUUAGCUUGCUGGUUAUUGCCCAAAAAGGAGGGGACUACUUCUUUGUAGAUGAGAAAACAAAAAGUGUCCUAAAAUCCACUACCACAACUAAAGCAGGAGGGAAAUUUGAAGGUCAGAGGACAUCUCUUUGGGAACUCCUCUAUUCCCAGUACAUCACUGAAGAAAAACGGAAAGAGCUAAUACGGCAGUAUACCUCUGGGGAAAUCACAAUUGAGCGCCUUAUGGAGAUCAUACUUACAAUAAUAGAGCAGAAGACUUCAUCUACAACUACGGAAAUUACACAAAGAAAAGACAAGGAAAACUUCCAUGGCAUCAGGAAAGAUGUGACUGCUGAUGAAUUGCUUGAAUCUAAAAUCAUUGAUAAGAAACUGUAUGAUGAUCUCAGUGCAGGAAAAGUUACAAUCAAAAGCGUAAGUGAAAUGGACUCUGUUCAUAAGUACCUACAGGGAACAAACAGCAUUGCAGGUGUAUUCUUGCAGUCCACAAAGCAGGUCAUGAGCAUCUGUGAAGCAAAAUCUAAAGGGAUACUGACUCCUGGAACUUCUCUGGUAUUGCUGGAAGCGCAGGCUGCCACUGGUUUCAUCAUUGACCCAUUAAAAAACAGGAAGCUGUCUGUGGAAGAGGCAGUGGCCACCCGGGUUGUCGAUGCGGAGCUGAAGAAAAAACUGCUGUCAGCAGAAAGGGCAGUCACAGGGUACACUGACCCCUAUACAGGUAACAUCAUCUCCUUGUUCCAAGCCUUAAAAAAGGAACUGAUUGUAAAGGAUCAUGGAAUUCGCCUUCUAGAAGCACAGAUUGCCACAGGGGGCAUCAUUGACCCGGUACACAGCCAUCGAGUGCCUGUGGAAGUAGCCUACCAGCGAGGAUACUUUGAUGAGGAAAUGAACAAGAUUCUCUCAGAUCCUGAUGAUGACACCAAGGGCUUUUUUGACCCCAACACUAAGGAGAACCUAACUUACCUGCAACUUGUGGAGAGAAGUGUGACUGACCCUAAAACUGGCCUUAGCUUGCUGGUUAUUGCCCAAAAAGGAGGGGACUACUUCUUUGUAGAUGAGAAAACAAAAAGUGUCCUAAAAUCCACUACCACAACUAAAGCAGGAGGGAAAUUUGAAGGUCAGAGGACAUCACUUUGGGAACUCCUCUAUUCCCAGUACAUCACUGAAGAAAAACGGAAAGAGCUAAUACGGCAGUAUACCUCUGGGGAAAUCACAAUUGAGCGCCUUAUGGAGAUCAUACUUACAAUAAUAGAGCAGAAGACUUCAUCUACAACUACGGAAAUUACACAAAGAAAAGACAAGGAAAACUUCCAUGGCAUCAGGAAAGAUGUGACUGCUGAUGAAUUGCUUGAAUCUAAAAUCAUUGAUAAGAAACUGUAUGAUGAUCUCAGUGCAGGAAAAGUUACAAUCAAAAGCGUAAGUGAAAUGGACUCUGUUCAUAAGUACCUACAGGGAACAAACAGCAUUGCAGGUGUAUUCUUGCAGUCCACAAAGCAGGUCAUGAGCAUCUGUGAAGCAAAAUCUAAAGGGAUACUGACUCCUGGAACUUCUCUGGUAUUGCUGGAAGCGCAGGCUGCCACUGGUUUCAUCAUUGACCCAUUAAAAAACAGGAAGCUGUCUGUGGAAGAGGCAGUGGCCACCCGGGUUGUCGAUGCGGAGCUGAAGAAAAAACUGCUGUCAGCAGAAAGGGCAGUCACAGGGUACACUGACCCCUAUACAGGUAACAUCAUCUCCUUGUUCCAAGCCUUAAAAAAGGAACUGAUUGUAAAGGAUCAUGGAAUUCGCCUUCUAGAAGCACAGAUUGCCACAGGGGGCAUCAUUGACCCGGUACACAGCCAUCGAGUGCCUGUGGAAGUAGCCUACCAGCGAGGAUACUUUGAUGAGGAAAUGAACAAGAUUCUCUCAGAUCCUGAUGAUGACACCAAGGGCUUUUUUGACCCCAACACUAAGGAGAACCUAACUUACCUGCAACUUAUGGAGAGAAGUGUGACUGACCCUAAAACUGGCCUUAGCUUGCUGGUUAUUGCCCAAAAGGGAGGGGACUACUUCUUUGUAGAUGAGAAAACAAAAAGUGUCCUAAAAUCCACUACCACAACUAAAGCAGGAGGGAAAUUUGAAGGUCAGAGGACAUCUCUUUGGGAACUCCUCUAUUCCCAGUACAUCACUGAAGAAAAACGGAAAGAGCUAAUACGGCAGUAUACCUCUGGGGAAAUCACAAUUGAGCGCCUUAUGGAGAUCAUACUUACAAUAAUAGAGCAGAAGACUUCAUCUACAACUACGGAAAUUACACAAAGAAAAGACAAGGAAAACUUCCAUGGCAUCAGGAAAGAUGUGACUGCUGAUGAAUUGCUUGAAUCUAAAAUCAUUGAUAAGAAACUGUAUGAUGAUCUCAGUGCAGGAAAAGUUACAAUCAAAAGCGUAAGUGAAAUGGACUCUGUUCAUAAGUACCUACAGGGAACAAACAGCAUUGCAGGUGUAUUCUUGCAGUCCACAAAGCAGGUCAUGAGCAUCUGUGAAGCAAAAUCUAAAGGGAUACUGACUCCUGGAACUUCUCUGGUAUUGCUGGAAGCGCAGGCUGCCACUGGUUUCAUCAUUGACCCAUUAAAAAACAGGAAGCUGUCUGUGGAAGAGGCAGUGGCCACCCGGGUUGUCGAUGCGGAGCUGAAGAAAAAACUGCUGUCAGCAGAAAGGGCAGUCACAGGGUACACUGACCCCUAUACAGGUAACAUCAUCUCCUUGUUCCAAGCCUUAAAAAAGGAACUGAUUGUAAAGGAUCAUGGAAUUCGCCUUCUAGAAGCACAGAUUGCCACAGGGGGCAUCAUUGACCCGGUACACAGCCAUCGAGUGCCUGUGGAAGUAGCCUACCAGCGAGGAUACUUUGAUGAGGAAAUGAACAAGAUUCUCUCAGAUCCUGAUGAUGACACCAAGGGCUUUUUUGACCCCAACACUAAGGAGAACCUAACUUACCUGCAACUUGUGGAGAGAAGUGUGACUGACCCUAAAACUGGCCUUAGCUUGCUGGUUAUUGCCCAAAAAGGAGGGGACUACUUCUUUGUAGAUGAGAAAACAAAAAGUGUCCUAAAAUCCACUACCACAACUAAAGCAGGAGAGAAAUUUGAAGGUCAGAGGACAUCACUUUGGGAACUCCUCUAUUCCCAGUACAUCACUGAAGAAAAACGGAAAGAGCUAAUACGGCAGUAUACCUCUGGGGAAAUCACAAUUGAGCGCCUUAUGGAGAUCAUACUUACAAUAAUAGAGCAGAAGACUUCAUCUACAACUACGGAAAUUACACAAAGAAAAGACAAGGAAAACUUCCAUGGCAUCAGGAAAGAUGUGACUGCUGAUGAAUUGCUUGAAUCUAAAAUCAUUGAUAAGAAACUGUAUGAUGAUCUCAGUGCAGGAAAAGUUACAAUCAAAAGCGUAAGUGAAAUGGACUCUGUUCAUAAGUACCUACAGGGAACAAACAGCAUUGCAGGUGUAUUCUUGCAGUCCACAAAGCAGGUCAUGAGCAUCUGUGAAGCAAAAUCUAAAGGGAUACUGACUCCUGGAACUUCUCUGGUAUUGCUGGAAGCGCAGGCUGCCACUGGUUUCAUCAUUGACCCAUUAAAAAACAGGAAGCUGUCUGUGGAAGAGGCAGUGGCCACCCGGGUUGUCGAUGCGGAGCUGAAGAAAAAACUGCUGUCAGCAGAAAGGGCAGUCACAGGGUACACUGACCCCUAUACAGGUAACAUCAUCUCCUUGUUCCAAGCCUUAAAAAAGGAACUGAUUGUAAAGGAUCAUGGAAUUCGCCUUCUAGAAGCACAGAUUGCCACAGGGGGCAUCAUUGACCCGGUACACAGCCAUCGAGUGCCUGUGGAAGUAGCCUACCAGCGAGGAUACUUUGAUGAGGAAAUGAACAAGAUUCUCUCAGAUCCUGAUGAUGACACCAAGGGCUUUUUUGACCCCAACACUAAGGAGAACCUAACUUACCUGCAACUUGUGGAGAGAAGUGUGACUGACCCUAAAACUGGUCUGUCUCUGCUAUCUAUCAAACAAUAACUUUAAAAAACUGCAUAUCAGUGAAAAAUCCAUUUAUUAUAGAAUUGAAAAGCUAUACCCUCUGCAGCUUUUUCUACUGUCAAUUUACAACAAAAUGAGUGAACUGUUUGGUUAGAAUUCUUUGAGUUCAAUCCUAUUUGUAUGCUUGAGGAAAUUUAGAAAACUUUUCCAAAAUCCGUAAAAGAACUUUUAUAUUUUGGGAUGUUAUUAACAUGACCAUGCCCUCUGCAAAAUAUUUUUGCAAUUGUAUAUUUCUUUUAUUUUUUAAAUUUUUUCAUUUUUUAUUAUUGGAUACCGCAAUUGCUGUUCUCAGACUUUUCCUGAAUCCUAUGUAAUUUUCCAACACCCUUACUUGCAUCCAAGUGAAAUUUUUACAUGCAGUCAUAGACAAAACGGGAUGCUGCUUGGAGGGCCAUGGCCUCUUAUUGAAAGAGACUGAGCCGUACAAUUUUAGUAUCUGUAUGAUAAAUAUAUAAUACCCUCUGCCUUUAACAUUCAUAUUUUUUGCACAGUAGGUACUUACAUUCAACAGUGUGUUCUUCAUCCUGAUUAUUCAUUUGCUACGUGUUCUUGAGUUUAUAGUUGUGGGGGAAAAAAGGCUUGUUGAUUUUCCACAUAGAGAAUCAGUGGAGUUUGUGGUACUUCUCCAGUACACUGGCCUGACUAUUAAUAGGUGUGCAUAGGGGUAUAAGAUGAAGCUCAUACGUUGUAUUGGCAAUGACUAAAUGCACUUCACAAGUGGCAUGGCUUCUUUGUAAAUUGAAAGUUAACCAUGGUAGCAGAACUACAAUCAGGCAGUCAGCGAGGCUAUUUCAAGAGAAUGAUUGAAGCGAUUCAGUAAGAGCUUCAUUCCACUGAAGAUCCGAUUCCUAAACAUAAUAAUGCAAGUCUUGUAAUUAUAUAUUCUCACCAAUUGCUGUACAUUUAAUAUUUUCCCUGCUGUUAGUGUCAAUUUAUUUGCCUGUGCUUCUGUGUAAUUGUCUUACUUAGCUGUUUUAUACUUCAAAAGACAAUAGUGAAAUAUGAACAUGGGUAAAUAUACUGAGUAAUUGCAAGGCUGAGUAAUUAAAGUAACUUCUGAAACAGUGAAA
Anguilla anguilla (European eel) is the source of this 13933-nucleotide messenger RNA. RefSeq names its product epiplakin 1 (gene eppk1). The record is from RefSeq and is a predicted model, not a curated record. Lineage: Eukaryota; Metazoa; Chordata; Actinopteri; Anguilliformes; Anguillidae. Gene Ontology annotation, molecular function: keratin filament binding; structural molecule activity. Bases 51 to 12842 code for a protein of 4263 amino acids. The transcript has 2 exons. Gene Ontology annotation, biological process: intermediate filament bundle assembly; wound healing. Gene Ontology annotation, cellular component: cytoskeleton; membrane; keratin filament.